This is a messenger RNA of Cydia fagiglandana, 5242 nucleotides long. RefSeq lists its product as uncharacterized. Gene Ontology annotation, molecular function: zinc ion binding; nucleic acid binding. The record is from RefSeq and is a predicted model, not a curated record. Gene Ontology annotation, biological process: DNA integration. Bases 337 to 4929 code for a protein of 1530 amino acids. The transcript has a single exon. NCBI's taxonomy places the organism in Eukaryota, Metazoa, Arthropoda, Insecta, Lepidoptera, Tortricidae.
UCGCGAAGUGGUUCAAGUAAUCAUAAACUGGUUAAGUUGCCAACUAUUCAGUUACCAAAAUUUCAAGGUUCAUACGAGAAUUGGCUAGGUUUUCGAGACACUUUCGCAAGUCUAAUACAUUCCAACGAUGACAUCGAUAACAUUAACAAAUUUCAUUAUUUAAGAGCAUCGUUGGAAGGGUCUGCGGCCUUGGUUAUUCAAUCAAUUGAGUUUUCUGGGAGUAAUUAUGAGGUCGCAUGGACCCUUUUAUGUGAGCGGUUUGAUAAUAAAAGAUUACUACUGCAAAAUCAUGUAUCUGCACUAUUUACCGUCGAGCCAAUCACAGAGGAGUCGUCCAUGCAACUGAAACGGCUUAUAGAUCAAGUAAACAAAAAUCUAAGAUGCUUAGAAUCCCUAGGUGAGCCUGUCAAACACUGGGACACGCUUCUUAUCCAUAUUAUUAGUAACAAGUUAGACACUACAACUUAUCGUGAGUGGGAGGAACACAAAGGAAGCCUAGAUAAAAAUGUACCUAUUUCGUUUGAUAAUUUUAUCACUUUUAUGCGUAAUCGAGCAGACUUAAUUGAAACUUUAGAGUUGUCGAGCGCCUCAGGCGCCGGUCAAUCGAGUCAGCCGGCUAAAAUCGCAUCAAAACAUAGGACUUUGCUUUCUACACAAACCACCAAACACUGUAUCACUUCGUCGUCUACACCGUGUCCGAAAUGUAAUGGUGAACACAAUUUAAAUAACUGCGCUCAGUUUCUUGCCUUAAGUAAUGCCGAACGGCUUAACUUGUUACCGGCUUACAAGAUAUGUUUCAACUGUUUUCGAGGCGGUCACUAUGCAAACCAAUGCAAGAAGGCCGGGUGUAAAUUAUGUAAGCGAAAACAUAACUCCCUUAUUCAUAUCGCAGAGCAUAACCUAAAAACUGAAUCGAGUUCGUGCGAGCGGUCUGGAGUGCAGGCAGGUACUGCGCCGGCGCAAGUGGCGGGGAGCGCGAACAUUACGACGUUAUCAGCUAGUAUGAGCACGGUAGCGUCUCAACCGUGCGCAUCUGAGCAUGGUGCCGUGCUACUAGCAACAGCACUAAUUAAGGUCUAUGGGCAUAAUAACAGCGAAUUUAUAGUAAAAGCAUUGUUAGAUAAUUGCAGCGCAACCAGUAUUAUGACUGAGAGGCUGUGUCGUCAAUUAAAUUUACGUACUGAUCAGGUAAAUAGAUCGAUUGUAGGAGUAAACAAGUUGAAGACCCCUGUAGGUAAAAUAUGUCAAGUACCAAUAAAGUCUUUAGAUGAUACCUACUCAACCAGUUUAAUUUGUUCUGUGCUGCCAUCUAUAACUGAACCCACACCUUAUCAUCAGAUUGACUCUUACGAUAUAUUGCGAUUAAAUAUCCCAUCAGAUUUGUGCUUGGCUGAUCCUAACUUCCACACUCCAUCUGAAAUUGAUAUUUUGAUUGGGGGUGAUCUAUUUUGGGGGUUGUUGGGGUCACACAAAAUUGAGUUAGGUGACGGACGAACGGUGCUGUGCGAAACUAAAUUUGGAUACAUAGUCGCAGGUCCGUUAAUCAGCGGUCACGCAUCGACUUCUUCGCAUGCCAUUAAAUGUAAUUUUGCAAAUGUCAUCUCUAAUACGAGUGCAGAUUUGACUAAUGAAGAGAUUCAAACCCAACUUACAAAAUUCUGGCAGCUUGAAGACGUCUGUCCUAAAGACUCUCAUUACUCUUCGGAGGAGAAGUCAUGUGAGAAGCAUUUUACCGAAACUGUCACUAGGCUGGAGAAUGGGCGAUUCUGCGUCCGGUUACCAUUGAAGGAGGAUCCUAGCGUUCUAGGGAAUUCGUUUAACCGCGCCAGGCAGUGCUUUUUAUCACUAGAGCGUAGAAUUGAUUCACGUCCAAAGUUCAGAGACAUGUAUAAGGAAUUUAUGGCAGAAUAUGAGUCACUGAAUCACAUGACUGAGUGUAAAGAGUCUAGGUUAGAGCAGCAGGCAUACCACAUACCUCAUCAUGGAGUUUUAAGGGAGAGCUCUACUACAAAAUUGAGGGUAGUUUUCAAUGCCAGCGCUCCCACCAGCUCUGGGAUAUCCCUGAAUAAGAUCCAGAUGGUAGGGCCCACUGUACAGGAUGACCUUUUGUCUAUACUGCUUCGAUUCAGGCAACACAAGUAUAUUAUUUCAGCGGAUGUAGAGAAAAUGUAUAGGCAAAUAGUAGUUCAUCCUGAUGAUAGAUAUUUGCAGCGGAUUUUGUGGCGAGCUAAUCCAUCUGAACCUUUAAAAAUAUUUGAAUUAAACACGGUUACAUACGGGACUGCUAGUGCACCUUUCUUGGCAACACGGUGUUUAAAACAGCUGGGCAUUGAGUGUAAAGAUGAGGUCGUUCGCGAGGUCAUUAUUCACGACUUUUAUGUCGAUGAUCUGCUCACUGGCGGGGAUGACUUGCAACAAGUGCUUUCCAUUAAGAGUCAGGUUACUUCUACUCUAGCAUCAGCUGGUAUGAAUUUGAGAAAAUGGAAAUCAAAUGAACCCCAACUUAUGGCGGACUCGGAUUCGUCUCAAUUAGAUUUGAAUAUUGGCACUAAACCCAGUAAAAUCCUGGGACUGAGCUGGCAGCCAGAGUCUGAUGAGUUGAGCUUCCCGGUUGGUAAAUGUUCGCUUGUCGUCAAUACUAAACGGGAUUUGCUAUCAGCAGUGGCGCAAAUAUUCGACCCCACUGGUGUGCUGGCUCCUUGUGUCAUUCUCAUGAAAAUGUUGUUGCAAAAUUUAUGGCUACAGAAACUUUCAUGGGAUCAGAAGUUAACUCCUGAGAUUAUCAAGCUUUGGGAGGAAAUUGUCCGCGAUCUACCCUGUCUCAAUGAUAUUCGUACUCCACGGUUAGUUUUAUGUGAGUCAUACGAGGAAGUUGAAUGUCAUAUUUUUACAGACGCAUCUGAGCGGGCGUAUGGUGCUUGCUUAUAUUUGCGGAGCAUUAAUGAGAAAGGGGACGUGUUGGUUAGGCUGCUAUUAGCCAAGAGCCGCGUGGCUCCCAUUAAACCUACCACAAUCCCAAGGCUUGAACUUUCCGGUGCGCUAGCAGGAGUUAGAUUAUAUGAAAAGGUAGUAGACUCACUACGAAUCAGUUUUAAGAGUAUAACGUUUUGGACCGACUCCACAAUUGUGCUAGGAUGGUUGCGGAUGUUACCUAGUAAGUUACAACCUUUUGUUCGCAACCGUGUAGCGGAAAUAUUAGAAAAGACGGGUAACUGCACAUGGCGACAUGUGCCGACACAUGAAAACCCUGCUGACCACGUUUCUCGUGGAAUACCUGCCAGUCUUCUUAAGUCUCUCGAUAUAUGGUGGUCUGGGCCUACCUUCUUAAGACAGGAUAAAUCUCAAUGGCCGGCAAGUCCGGUAGUAGUAGAAACACUACCUGAAACUCGGUCUGAAAUUGUACUGCACGCGAACGUUACGAACAACCAGGGAGAAGAAAACGGUGACAGUUUAAUUGAUUUCUCCCGGUUUUCUAGUUUAUCACGGCUUAUUCGAACAGUCUCUUAUAUUGUUCGCUUUGCGAGUGUGUGUAGAAAGCAAGUUGCAUCAACAAUUUACCUAACUGACAGCGAGCUGAGAACCGCGUUGAAUAUAGUUAUUAGGGUGUCUCAAGCGGAAUCAUUCUCAGAAUAUAAUAUCUUGUUGAACAGCCAACGUCUUCCAAAAAAAAGCCCUUUGCUCAAACUUAACGUAUUCUUGGAUGACAAGAAAAUAAUGCGUGUAGGAGGUCGAAUCGAUAACUCUAACUUUUCAUUUGAGAAAAGGCAUCCGAUUGUGAUUCAUGCUAAACAUCGGUUCACGAAGUUAUUAUUUGAAUCUGAGCACAAGAGAUUAAUGCACGCAGGCCCGCAAUUAUUAUUAUCCUCUGUUAAGGAUGAAUAUUGGCCCAUCGGUGGGACUAACUUAGCGAAAGCGUGUUUCCAGAAAUGCCUCAAAUGUAUCCGUAUGAAAGGCCAAGUUGUAGCACCGUUAAUGGGAAAUUUACCAGCGUCGCGUCUUAUCCCAGGUAUGCCAUUUAAGAGCGUUGGUGUCGAUUAUGCGGGCCCUCUGACUUCUGCCAGUCGUCAGGGUCGUGGAUGUAGACUUGUGAAGGUGUAUUUAGCCAUUUUCGUGUGUUUCACCACAAAAGCGGUGCAUCUGGAGUUAGUUGGUGACUUAACCAGUAACAGUUACUUAUCAGCGUUGCGUCGUUUUGUGUCUCGUCGGGGUCUGCCAACCGACAUUUAUUCUGAUAACGGCACAUCAUUCGUGGGUGCAUACAAUGAGCUGUCAAAAUUCUUAAAGAGCAAUUGUGAUUCGCUGGCUGAGGCCGCAGCUCAUGAAAAAAUUAACUUCCAUUUCAUUCCGGCAUAUUCUCCACAUUCAGGAGGGCUUUGGGAAGCUGGGGUGAAAUCGACCAAGUUUCAUUUAAAAAGAGUGCUGGGAGAUUGUAACUUAACGUACGAGCUACUUAACACUGUGCUGGUCCAGAUUGAAGCGAUCUUGAACUCUCGGCCACUUACUCCCAUGUCGUCGGACCCGCAAGACCUGCUGCCACUCACUCCGGGACAUUUUCUUAUCGGGCGUCCUAUGACCUCAUUGCCAGUCAAGGACAUUAGAGAGCACAAAGUAACUUACCUUAACCGUUAUCAACGCGUUGAGCAAUUGCGGCAGCAUUUCUGGAGCAGAUGGAGCAAAGAAUACAUCUCGGAGCUCCAGGUCAGGACAAAAUGGCGCACUAACAAUGAGGUGCUACGAUUGGGCACCUUGGUGCUCAUUAAAGAGGACAACUUGCCGCCCUUGAAGUGGAAAUUAGGCCGCGUCGUCGCUGUUUACCCUGGACGCGACGGAAUCACCAGAGUGGCGGAUAUAAGGACUGCGGGAGGACUAGUUCGCAGGUCCUUCAGUAAGAUUUGCCCGCUCCCGGUGACAACAAACGAGUCUGGUUGAAAGGCAAGCUUCCAACGCCCGGGGGCAUGUUUGCAUGAUGACCUGGGUCAUGAAGCGCCUACACAAUAUGAAUGCGCAAACUGUCAGGGAGGCCAACCGACGCUCAUAUAUAAUUAAGUGUAGUUCAAAAUUUGCAUGUCAUUUUUUACAUUCAUUCUGUACCACAAUUAAGAAGUACACGUCUCAUUUAAUUAUUCUGGAGUUUCUUUUCUACAAGUCCGUCAAGCCCUUGAACACAAUGGAUUUUGCCUUCGAAGUGUGUGAAUAAUCACACGCAGGUUGAAAAAUCUAAUACAAUUUUAUCUUAUUUACC